Molecule: messenger RNA, 1046 nt
Organism: Penaeus chinensis
Lineage: Eukaryota; Metazoa; Arthropoda; Malacostraca; Decapoda; Penaeidae
Product: crustacyanin-A2 subunit-like
Exons: 3
Coding region: 337-909 (190 amino acids)
Molecular function (GO): pigment binding
Source: RefSeq, a predicted model, not a curated record
AAGGCAAGAUUACCUGGUUUAAUUGCACUUUUAAAUAAUAAACUGAUUAUUUUCGUUCUUCAUAACAUAUGAAUUAUGUAUAUAUUGAAUUUCUUUCAAAUACCAAGUCCAUACUUCAUAAACAUAUUGACUUUGCAAACACAAUAAAUAGAGUGUAAACAAUAAACCGAAGCUCGUGGCAACAUGACUCCCAGAGCUCCGCCUCCGAGAAAGCUUUCUCCGCCCACAGAAUUCAGGCAGGUAUAAAACUAGCCACGUGUGGACUUGGGAUUUUAUCCUCACGAACCUCACUGAACUGAACUUGAGAUUUACCGUAAACGAAGCCACAUCUGAGUCAUGUUUUCCACACUCGUCGCUGCUGCCCUCGUGGCUCUUGUCGCUGCUGACGGCAUCCCAGAUUUCGUUGUUCCUGGAAGAUGCGCUAAAGUGGCCAACCAGGACAAGUUCGAUCUUCGCAAGUACUCCGGCCGUUGGUAUCAGACCCAGAUCAUCGAUAACGCCUACCAGCCAUACACUCGCUGCAUCCACUCCAACUACGACUACUCUGACUCUGACUACGGCUUUAAGGUGACCACAGCUGGAUUCAGCCCCAACAACGAGUACCUGAGACUGCAAGGCAAGAUCUACCCCACAAAGGACUUCCCAGCUGCCCACAUGCUCAUUGAUUUCCCUACUGUUUUCGCCGCUCCCUACGAAGUGAUCGAGACUGACUACGAGACGUACUCGUGCGUGUAUUCCUGCAUCGACUGGAACGGCUUCAAGUCCGAGUUCGGCUUCGUCUUCUCCCGCACCCCACAGACUUCCGGUCCAGCGAACGACAAGUGCGCCUCCGUCUUCCGCAAGAAUGGAGUCGACUUCGCCUUAUUCAAUGACGUUGCUCAUACGGCCGAAUGUGUCUACAGAGCAUAAACACACGAUUCGCCAUAAACAUUCUAAUUGUAUCUACAACAGAUACCAUUUUUUAUUUUAAACUGACAAAUACUUGCCAGAUGUUGGGUAAUGCGUGCGUGAAUACAUCCUAAAUAAAACUAUGUAUAUAUUCGAUA